Messenger RNA from Aspergillus neoniger CBS 115656, 1886 nucleotides. RefSeq names its product coenzyme A transporter. The record is from RefSeq and is a predicted model, not a curated record. Gene Ontology annotation, biological process: transmembrane transport. Bases 251 to 1558 code for a protein of 435 amino acids. Lineage: Eukaryota; Fungi; Ascomycota; Eurotiomycetes; Eurotiales; Aspergillaceae. Gene Ontology annotation, cellular component: mitochondrial inner membrane. The transcript is spliced from 2 exons.
CAUGACGAUGCUUUAUCAUCUUACGCCUGGUGUCUGGGGCGUUGCUCGCUAUUAGGCCUUUCUUUUGUUAUCUUUGACUCCCCUCUUGUUGAACUUAUCUCCGGCGUGAGAAGAUAUCCUUUUGACUAUUCACCCCGCGGCAUCCUAUCUCCAUGGCCCCGAUCCUCCGCUAGUCCGCGACAGACCUUGCUGCAGUCUCCUCAGAUCACCCCCCCGAAGAAGCACCGGGUCUCGUGCCAGUCUUGUGCUCAUGUCGGCUGUCAUUUCGGACCAUGCUCAGCCUGACUCCUCUACUACCGGAUCCGACCCCUCACAGUUUCGUCCUACAUCCCCAUCCUUAAACAAUCCGCAAUCGUUCUCUCCUCAGAUGGAGCAGGUCGCACAGUCGAGACCGGCCCGAGGCUCGACACCAGGCGAUGCAACUGAUCGCCUAGCCGUGGGUACGGCGCAGACGACUGCCGUCGACGAUGCCUCCACCCCGCGUCCGUCGCAAAAGAGCCGUGGCGCUACGCAAGAAGUCAACAAGCGGAGCGUGGACUACUUAUUACGAAGUGGAGUGGCGGGGGGUUUGGCGGGAUGUGCGGCCAAAACUGUUGUCGCUCCUCUCGACCGCGUCAAGAUCCUGUUUCAAGCGUCCAAUCCACAAUUCGCCAAGUAUUCCGGUAGCUGGUUUGGCUUAAUAUCCGCUGUUCGUGACAUCAGGCGCCAUGAGGGCCCCAGAGGUCUCUUCAAGGGCCAUUCGGCGACAUUACUCCGCAUUUUCCCCUAUGCCGCUAUCAAGUUUCUCGCCUACGAGCAGAUCCGAGCAGUGGUGAUUCCGUCGCGCGACAAGGAAACGCCGCUGCGCCGACUCGUCUCUGGAAGCAUGGCCGGCAUGACUUCUGUCUUCUUUACGUAUCCGUUAGAGCUUAUUCGAGUACGCUUAGCAUUCGAGACGAAGCGCACGUCUCGCUCGUCGUUCCGCGAUAUCAUCCGGCAGAUUUACAACGAGCGGGUCACUAUGCCAUCAUCGACGGGGGCAUCAGUAAAAGAAGCCCCAGUGACCGCCACUGCAGAAAGUGUCUCAGCGACGGUGAACAAAGUUGUUCCUCGUUCUGGACUGGCCAACUUCUACCGUGGAUUCGGCCCGACUCUCAUGGGAAUGCUUCCCUACGCCGGAAUAUCCUUCCUCACCCACGACACCGUCGGCGACUGGCUGAAAUCGCCGACGCUAUCCCCUUACACCACGAUACCUGAAUUCGAAGAAACCGGACACCCGAAGAAACAUCAUCGGCAACAACUAACCGCCGCUGCGGAGCUUUUCUCCGGAGCGAUCGCGGGUGUUGUAUCGCAGACUUCCUCGUACCCGUUCGAAGUGAUGCGACGACGCAUGCAAGUCGGCGGCGUCGUCGGCGAUGGCCACCGACUUGGCAUUGUCGAGACUGCCCGCACGAUAUUCCUCGAACGGGGUUUCCGUGGCUUCUGGGUUGGGCUGACGAUCGGAUACCUCAAGGUGAUUCCGAUGACGGCCACCGGAUUCUUCGUUUAUGACCGGUUGAAGGGAAGACUUGGCAUUUAAGAACCAAACUAAACCACUGUCGAUCUGCAGAAUUUGUCUUCAUUUUAUUUUCUUUGUCUAGAUAUAUACCGAGUUGGCGUCGUUGGAUUCGAUACCUGCACCUGCAUUUGUUCAUACCCAGAUUAUCGCAUGUACGAGAGCCUGGUCUGGGCUCGGCUUCCAUGGGAAUGGAUGACGGAAUAUUGUAUAUACAUAUACACUUUACAAUGACUGUUGCUGCGCACUAUCUCAGUGAGAGCUGAUAGUUGCGAUCAGUUGAUAGUUGGAGCGAUCUACACCUUAUCGCGAUCAUAUGCAAUCAUACAAAGAGAACCGUUAUAUCAUCCAG